AUGAAUCCUCUGGAAAUCUCAGCAGCGAAGCUCCUCGCCCUCCGCCAGGAUGAUGGCUCAGGUGCCGAUGCCGUCAACGAGUGCGGCGCCGCCGCCGUCGAUCUCAGCAACAAGGGACUGCGUAUCGCCUCCAUCUUCAUCAUCAUGGUUGCUUCGCUUUUCGGUGGUUUCCUCCCCAUCUUCCUGGCCAGGACCACCAGAAUGCACGUUCCCAAGAUGACCUUCUUCAUCUUCAAGUACGUCGGUACCGGUGUCAUUAUCGCAACCGCUUGGAUGCAUCUGCUGUCACCUGGUGUCGAGGCUCUGCACAAUGAGUGCUUGGAGCCAAUGCUGGGCAGCUACGACUGGGCUUUUGCCAUCGGCCUGAUGACUGUCAUGGUCAUGUUCCUGAUUGAGAUGAUCGCAUCCAACGUCGCCCAGUCAGCAUUCGGCAGCCAUGACCACGAACUUGGCCACAGCUCAAGCAUGACCAACAAGACCAAGGACAUUGGAACCGAUGGGACGAGCGCUACCGAGGUUUGCCCCCACGACGACGCUGAGAGGGGCGUUGGCUUUGUAGACCCCAAGAAGGUGCCUGGACUUCCCGACGACGUUAGCUACCCGCCCGGUGGAAGGGAUCAUCUAGGCCACGCUCGUGACCACACUGAGGGAGACACUCACAAUGGCCUCGCCGGCCAGCUGAUUGCCAUCUUCAUCCUCGAAUUCGGUGUCGUGUUCCACUCCAUCUUCAUUGGACUCGUCCUCGCCACUAGCGACGAGCUCGUCGUCCUUCUCAUCGUUCUCACUUUCCACCAGUUCUUCGAGGGUCUCGGUUUGGGCUCUCGACUUGCCACUGCCACUUGGCCUUCCCACGGCCGAUACUGGCCUCACAUUCUCGCCAUCAUCUACGGCCUGUCGACUCCCAUCGCUAUUGCCGUUGGUAUUGCCGCUCAGCCGAACAGCGCCAAGACACAGACUCUUGUCAACGGAAUCUUCGACUCUAUCAGUGCCGGUAUUCUGAUGUACACGGGUUUGGUCGAGCUGCUGGCACACGAGUUCAUGUUCAACCCGCAGAUGAGAAACUCACCGCUCAAGGUGCAGCUCUUUGCGUUCGGCUGUGUCGCGCUCGGUGCUUGUGUGAUGGCUGUCUUGGCCAACUGGGCCUAG
Molecule: messenger RNA, 1146 nt
Organism: Colletotrichum phormii
Lineage: Eukaryota; Fungi; Ascomycota; Sordariomycetes; Glomerellales; Glomerellaceae
Product: ZIP zinc/iron transporter
Exons: 1
Coding region: 1-1146 (381 amino acids)
Biological process (GO): zinc ion import across plasma membrane
Cellular component (GO): plasma membrane
Molecular function (GO): low-affinity zinc ion transmembrane transporter activity
Source: RefSeq, a predicted model, not a curated record